AUGCCGUCCGUUUUGAGCAGGGGACAUCCCAUCCUAAGGCAAGGGCACCCCAGUGAGAGCUCAAGAACAGGUUUGGUAAAUCGCGGGAGGGGACGCGGAGGAGGCGUUCCCGCCCGGUUGCUUCCUGGGACCGGUGCAGGAGAAUUUAUGGUUACCGUACAUGGAUUCGAUUUGCUCGAUGAGGAGAGACCAAGCAAACACUAG
Messenger RNA from Pyricularia grisea, 204 nucleotides. RefSeq lists its product as uncharacterized. NCBI's taxonomy places the organism in Eukaryota, Fungi, Ascomycota, Sordariomycetes, Magnaporthales, Pyriculariaceae. The transcript is spliced from 2 exons. Bases 1 to 204 code for a protein of 67 amino acids. The record is from RefSeq and is a predicted model, not a curated record.